AUGUCGAAGCGGCGUGGACCCGUGGACUCGGGUGACGAGGAUAGUCCGACCCCCAAAAAGCUUCGUAGGACCCCGGCGACCGACGACGAAGACGACGACGACGACAUUCCCCAGGCCGAAUCUCCUCUAGGUCGCAAAUCCAUUCUGAAGACUACUCCGUCGAAAAGCCAUGGAAGCAGAUCCGUUCAGGCAACUCCUAGCUCUUUAAGGAAGGUCCUCUUCUCGACGACAACGAGACCAGAGGACAACGAAGAAGAAGACGAGCAAGACGAAAGUGAAGCUGAGGGAGAGGCUACUCCAAUCGCAAGUCAGAACGAUCGCUCGGCUCGUAAGAGGAGCCAACGGACACUUUUUGAUCAGGCAGAAGGUGGAUUGCUCAGUGACGGCUCAGAUGAUGGACAGGAUGAAGCCCUGGCGAUCGCGAUCCUAGGCGGAGAGGACGAAGACGAGGAUGACAUCGUGGUGACUGAAGCAGCGGAUGACGGUUCCCCUACAGCCGCAAAGAGCACAAAAGCACGCGGACGGCGGAAAGGACGGCGGAAGGAGAAGAGUCCGAGUCCAUUGCCAGAAGAUCUCCCUCCACAUGAGCUAUACUUCUACCAGAACAAGACGGGUACCAAUAAGACUUCCUCGAAUAUGUUACCUGCAGGUCUCUUGUUGAACCACGACGACUACUUCGCGCAGAUGAGCGAGUAUCGAGAUCCCCACGCAGCGGACAUCGAACGAUUAAAGCGCCUCCACCGCCGCGCAUUCGACCAGUGGACUUUCGAACUCGAGGAGGGUUUCAAUCUGUGUUUCUACGGCUACGGUUCGAAGCGCAAGAUCGCGAUGGAAUUCGCAGAAUUUCUCUACCACCACGACCAUCAGGAGGACCCGCCGAAAAUCAUCGUCGCCAACGCAUAUACCCCUGGCUUCACCGUCCGCGACAUCCUCACCAGUCUCGCAAACGCCGCCCUCCCCAGAACCACCAAACUCCCCGCCCAACCCGGUCCGAUGCUCGACGCCAUCCUCUCCGCCCUCUCCGCCCGCCCCCCAUCCUCCCCAAACCUCUACCUGAUAAUCCACAGCCUCGACCACGCCAACCUCCGCAAAGGAACGACCAGCCAAUUGCAGCUCGCCCGGCUCGCCGCCCACCCGGCCAUAGCGCUCCUCGCGACCUGCGACACGCUGAACUUCCCCCUGAUGUGGGACGUCACGCUGUCCAAACAGCUCCGCUUCCUGCACCACGACGCGACCACCUUCGAGCCCUACGCCGCCGAACUCGACGUCGUCGAGUACGUCAACCUGCUCCUCGGCCGCAGCAGCCGCCGCCUGGGCGGCAAAGACGGCGUCGGGUACGUCCUGAAAUCCCUCCCCGAGAACGCCCGGAGUCUCUUCCGGAUCCUGGUCGCGGAGCAACUGGCGCUGGCGGACAGCGGCGGCGGCGGGGGGGACGACGACCAUCUCGGCGGCGGCGGCGGCGACGACGAUUCCGACGCGGAGGAUCCCCUCGGCAUGUCCGACUCGGACGAGGCAGCAGCCGAGCAACAAGCGACGCCCUCCCGGCGCGGCCGCGGCCGCCCCGCGCGGCCCAAACCCAAGAAGCCCGCGCGGCGCCCCGCGGCGCCCCGGCCGGCCCCGUCGACCUUCGGGAUCGAAUACCGCACGCUCUACCACAAGGCGGUCGAGGAGUUCGUGUGCUCGAGCGAGGUCAACUUCCGCACCCUGCUCAAGGAGUUCCACGACCACCAGAUGGUCGAGUCGCGGCGGGACGGGCUGGGCACGGAGCGGCUGUCCAUCCCGUUCCGGCGGGAGGAGCUGGAGGGAAUUCUGGAGGAGUUGGUUUGA
Dissoconium aciculare CBS 342.82 is the source of this 1827-nucleotide messenger RNA. RefSeq names its product ORC2-domain-containing protein. Lineage: Eukaryota; Fungi; Ascomycota; Dothideomycetes; Mycosphaerellales; Dissoconiaceae. Gene Ontology annotation, biological process: DNA replication. Gene Ontology annotation, cellular component: nucleus; nuclear origin of replication recognition complex. Gene Ontology annotation, molecular function: DNA replication origin binding. The transcript has a single exon. Bases 1 to 1827 code for a protein of 608 amino acids. The record is from RefSeq and is a predicted model, not a curated record.